Messenger RNA from Drosophila montana, 1500 nucleotides. RefSeq names its product vacuolar fusion protein CCZ1 (gene Ccz1). Gene Ontology annotation, biological process: vesicle-mediated transport. The coding region runs from base 45 to 1460 and encodes 471 amino acids. Gene Ontology annotation, cellular component: Mon1-Ccz1 complex; intracellular membrane-bounded organelle. The record is from RefSeq and is a predicted model, not a curated record. NCBI's taxonomy places the organism in Eukaryota, Metazoa, Arthropoda, Insecta, Diptera, Drosophilidae. The transcript is spliced from 4 exons.
UUCGUGGUGACUGUCAAAAAGGGUAAGACGGAAUUACAAAGUGAAUGCUGCCCGUUUAUUUUGGACAAGUUAAAGCAGCUAAACUUGCAAACAAAAUGGCAAAGGUGCUGCAACGUGUGGAAACCACGCUGCGUAGCUUCUAUGUAUUUAAUUCCAGCUUUGGCCAAAAGGAGGGCGAGGAGCACAAGAAAAUACUGUUCUAUCAUCCGAAUGACAUUGAGCUCAAUACAAAAAUCAAAGAUGUGGGCCUUAGUGAAGCCAUCAUAACCUUUACCGGCACGUUCACGAACGAGGAUGAUUGCAAGGCUCUGCAUACGCAGAAGACAACACAGCUGUUCUAUCAGCCGGAGCCAGGCUUUUGGCUGGUGCUGGUGCUCAAUGUGCCAAAGGAGCUCAAGCUAAAGGACGGCGUCGAGGUGGCCGAUUAUCGCGGCGGCGACGUCUCCGAUCGCAUAUACCACGCCGUGCUCCGCCAAUGCUAUCACAUGUAUCGCUUCCAUCAUGGCACGCUGCAGGGCAAGUUGUCGCAAGCGGCGGCAGAGGAAGAGCGCCAGCAGCUGGCGGCCGAGUUGCAACAGUUCUAUGAAAGCUAUUUGGCGAAUAUCAAGGAUUUGGCACACUGCGACAUUGUGGACAUGCUGCACUCGGUCCAGUAUCUGGCGCUGGACAAGGCGCUGUUCCUGCGCGCCCACAACUUUAGCAUGCUAUGCGAUAACUUCCCCGCCGUCAAGGAGUGCAUCAUGCUCUACAACGAGCAGGUCGUCUGCGGCGGCAAGCUGACCGCCAGCGAUCUGUACAGCCUGCAUGCGCACAUCCCGACGGCCACAUCCGCAGCUGCCUAUGGUUCGGGCGCCUUUGUGCGGGAUGCGAACGAAGAGCAGGCGCCCCGUAGAGUAUUUUUGGAGUGGGAGGGGCAAAUUAAGCCAUACUACUUGCUCAUCUAUCGGGCACUAAAUGUGACGCUCUGCCUGUUCCUCGAUGCCCGGCAAGCUGCACCGGCGCCUGACUUCUAUGAGGAACUGGACACGUAUAUGGGUCCGCAGCUCAGCUGCCUGGCGCGCGACAUUGCCGCCGAAGUCUCGAAGCUGAGCGUGGGCAUCGCUGCCGCCCAGGAGAGCACCUCAAAUGAUAACUCGCCCAAAUAUCUGUUUAUCAACGAGCAAAGUCUGCAGCACCACACGAAUAUCUAUCGGAGCGCCAAGACGCCGCAGAAGAGCCUGCCGCGCAACGUGAUGAGCAUCAUUGCUGAUUUGGCCAAUCCCAUUGAGCAUGGUGCUGCGGCCACCGAGGAGCUGCAGGUGAAGACAACCAACGAUUUUUGGGUCGUGAAGCGGCGGUGCAACUGGCGUCAGUACUAUGUGAUACUUGGCAAGAGCAAGGCGACGCUUUUGGAUGUGACGCAGGAGGCGAAGCGUAUAUUUGAACAGGAGCUCACAGAUGAUGUAUUCUUUGACAAAUAAACAGUAGAAUUAGAUAAAUAAAUGGCGUUUUCCAAUUGUA